GGAAUCAAAAGGCUUGCCUCAAGGCAUACUCGUUUUCCCGGUUCCUUUUUGCUUUGUGGAAAUAAAACAUUCUGUAGGCGGAGCUUGUGACUAACAUCCUUUAAAAACCGGAGUCUCCAUGCUUCCCUGAUCACUUCAGUUCCAGUAUCUUGCCCAGCAAAUUAGCCAGAAUGAUGCCCGGAGGUUUAACUGAUGCCCGACCUGCCACUCCAGAAAUCCAGAAGAUUGCUGAUGAGGUUAAACCCCAGCUUGAAAGUAAAACAAACAGGACCUAUGAAGAAUUCAAAGUGGUACAAUAUAAAACUCAAGUGGUUGCUGGAACCAAUUACUACAUUAAGGUGCAAGUAGGUGAUAACAGUUACAUUCACAUCAAAGUAUUCAAAAGUCUUCCUGCAGAACAUGAGACUCUGACACUUACUGGUUACCAAGAGGGCAAAAGCAAGGACGAUGAGCUGAGUGGCUUUUAGUAGCAAGUUCCAG
Manis javanica (Malayan pangolin) is the source of this 480-nucleotide messenger RNA. It is a transcript of the gene CSTA, whose product is annotated as cystatin A. Gene Ontology annotation, molecular function: cysteine-type endopeptidase inhibitor activity. Gene Ontology annotation, cellular component: cytosol. The record is from RefSeq and is a predicted model, not a curated record. Lineage: Eukaryota; Metazoa; Chordata; Mammalia; Pholidota; Manidae.